GCUCCGCCUGAAGCGAUGGCCCAGCCCUACCCCCCUGCCCAGUACCCUCCUCCGCCUCAGAAUGGAAUCCCAGCUGAAUAUGCUCCACCUCCUCCUCAUCCCACACAGGACUACUCUGGUCAGACCCCUGUCCCCCCAGAGCACGGCAUGACCCUCUACACGCCAGCACAGACGCAUCCUGAGCAGCCGGGUACUGAAGCUAACACACAGCCCAUCGCUGGGACCCAGACGGUGCCGCAGGCAGAUGAAGCAGCGCAGACAGACAGACAGCAGCUCCACCCUUCCGACCCCACAGAGAAGCAGCAGCCCAAACGACUACAUGUCUCCAACAUCCCCUUCCGGUUCAGGGACCCCGACCUGCGGCAAAUGUUCGGGCAAUUCGGGAAAAUUUUAGACGUGGAGAUCAUUUUUAACGAGCGGGGCUCCAAGGGCUUUGGGUUUGUAACUUUUGAAACUAGCUCAGAUGCUGACCGAGCCCGGGAGAAGCUGAAUGGGACGAUCGUAGAGGGACGGAAAAUUGAGGUCAAUAAUGCCACAGCCCGGGUCAUGACCAAUAAGAAGCCUGGGAACCCAUAUGCCAAUGGCUGGAAACUAAACCCUGUGGUAGGAGCGGUCUAUGGGCCUGAAUUCUAUGCAGUGACCAGUUUCCCCUACCCCACCACGGGCACCGCCGUCGCCUACCGGGGUGCACACCUGCGGGGCCGGGGCCGUGCUGUGUAUAACACAUUUCGAGCUGCACCACCUCCGCCCCCCAUUCCAACUUACGGAGCGGCACUGGAGCAAACGCUUGUUAAAAUGCCAGUCCCGUGGGCGGGGCUGGCACCGUGCCCCCUCCCUCCUCAGCAGACACCGGAGCCGGCCUACCCCACCUCUCCAGCGUUCCCACCACUCUCUUGUCCGUUUGCUUCCAGGGUCGUGUAUCAGGAUGGAUUUUAUGGUGCUGAGAUUUAUGGAGGCUAUGCAGCUUACAGAUAUGCUCAGCCAGCAGCAGCCGCAGCAGCAGCCUACAGUGACAGUUACGGUAGAGUCUAUGCAGCUGCUGAUCCUUAUCAUCACACCAUCGGCCCCACGGCAACCUACAGCAUCGGAACCAUGGCUAGCCUCUGCCGAGGAGGGUACAGCCGCUUCACCCCCUACUAG
Apodemus sylvaticus (European woodmouse) is the source of this 1140-nucleotide messenger RNA. It is a transcript of the gene Rbfox3, whose product is annotated as RNA binding fox-1 homolog 3. Gene Ontology annotation, cellular component: cytoplasm; nucleus. Gene Ontology annotation, molecular function: mRNA binding. The transcript is spliced from 11 exons. Bases 16 to 1140 code for a protein of 374 amino acids. The record is from RefSeq and is a predicted model, not a curated record. NCBI's taxonomy places the organism in Eukaryota, Metazoa, Chordata, Mammalia, Rodentia, Muridae. Gene Ontology annotation, biological process: nervous system development; regulation of alternative mRNA splicing, via spliceosome.